Molecule: messenger RNA, 1467 nt
Organism: Penicillium robsamsonii
Lineage: Eukaryota; Fungi; Ascomycota; Eurotiomycetes; Eurotiales; Aspergillaceae
Product: putative RNA 3'-terminal phosphate cyclase
Exons: 1
Coding region: 1-1467 (488 amino acids)
Biological process (GO): RNA processing
Cellular component (GO): nucleus
Molecular function (GO): RNA-3'-phosphate cyclase activity
Source: RefSeq, a predicted model, not a curated record
AUGGUGGCCUCGCGAUCUUCUUCAUCCAACCAUGUCUAUUUGAACGGCCGAACCCUAGAAGGAGGUGGGCAGCUGGUUCGAAUUGCCGUCGGCCUGUCUGCAUUGACCGGUCGCCCGGUGAGCAUUGAUCAUGUCCGCGGAAACAGAGAGGGAAAGAAGGGGCUCAAGAGAACUGAUGCUGCAACCUUGAAGUUGUUGGCUGAGAUUAGCGGCAGCAAAGUAUCGGGAGGCGAGCUUGGCUCCCAGUUCUUGAACUUCUUUCCUCAGUCAAGCAGAUCAAAAGGAGGACCGCUCCUGGAUUUGUCGCAAGUGACCAUAAAGACUGAAUACGACAUCAAGCUCACGACUGCCGGUGCCAUCCUUCUCGUCUUCCAGGCGCUCUACCCAUAUCUGCUUUAUGUUGGAUCACGGGGGACUGCUCCUUUUGUAAAAGUCAACAUAACUGGUGGAACUAACGCUUAUUGGUCUCCAUCAUAUGACUACGCAGCGCAAGUUAUGGUGCCCAAUUUCGCCAAACUUGGACUUCCUCCCUUGUCUAUCAUCCUCCACAAGCGCGGCUGGUCAACGGGACCGGUUGACCUUGGAGCAGUCACUUUCCUCAUACAUACACUCGCGUUUGAACAUAACUCAGAAGACCAAAAUCAAUCUAAUGGGACAUCGGAAAAAGAUCGGAAUCGGCCAGCCGAGCCUCUACGCAGCUUCCCACGAAUUAAUUUGAUGGAUCACAAACGCGGAAAAGUCACGCAAAUUGAUGUCACAGUACUAGCACCUGAUCAACCCAUCCUAAACGGCGAUGCAGAAGAUGGAACGGGGAGUACUAUUCGCCAGUUUAUUGAACAAGUCACUGAACGCACUCUCCGGCGUGAAGCUAGAAAGCUGGAUCCGUCUAUAUUUGCCAAACACUUUACUUCGUCUCCACCUAAAGAAGACCCUCUCAGCAAAUCAUCAGCCAAACAUACACCGGUUCCUAUCAAAAUCCAUACAUCGGAAGCUACAAAUCACCACAGCCACGUAUACAUCCUUCUUGUGGCCCAUACUUCAUCUGGGUUCAGGAUUGGCCAUGAAAUUCUAGGCAGCGUGGGAGGCGAUCGCCUGACUGAGUCAAAGAGCAAAAAGAAACAAAAACAACGGCCAGCCUAUGACCCUCUGCGUGAUUCUCAUCACGAGCUAGCGUUUUCUGCGGCUGCAGAGCUAGUCCGUCGAUGUGUAGAAGGAUUCAUCGGGGAAAUCUCAAAUGAAAGCCCAAAUGCCCAGCCAGACCGGAAAAAUCCGUCCACCGCCAAGAGAGCUUGUCUAGAUGCAAAUAUGAGAGAUCAGGUUGUUAUUUUUGAGGCACUUGGCAUGGCCUGUCACGCAGGUGUGCAUGACACCGAAGCAACCAACAUCGAACCUUUGGAGGACGAGCGAUAUUGGACCCUCCAUACAAAGACCGCACAAUGGGUGUGCCGGCAGAUGUUGGAUGUCUAG